UCUUACUGUCACAGGGACGAUUUAUUCCGUGAAUCAACAUUGAAUGAUGCACAUCCUCAAAUAUGGACAAUUUAUUCAAAAGCUUAUUCAAUGUCCGGCAGUAAUCGUUUAGUAACAGAAUCAGUAAUAUUGUGAUUUCACAACUUGGGCCGUCAAAUUUUCUAUAGAAAAUAUUUGGAAGUCUACAGAAGAAGAAAGAAUUGAUGCUGUCGAUAAACUCAAAGAAAAAAAUCUCUAUUAUAAACGUUUUAGCACGAAACGUUCAGAAUCUUAGACAAAACACUGGCACCUAUAUAUAGACCUAAAGCGUCCGUUACCCCCAGAGAGUGAGACGCUGUCGAAGUUUCACCUGUUGAACAGCCAGAGGAAGAAUAGCAACAACACAGACAAAAGCUUGCCACCUGUAUUGGAUAAGUGAGCGAGCCAGCAUGACAGACGGGAAGGCCCGAUCUUAUCAGAGGCCAGCAUAGAGUGGGCAGCCUUCGUCAGUUUUUUUAGUUGACAGCAGUGUCAGAGCGGCGGUCACACGAUCCAAUAAGAUUUUACUAGUCGCUUUAUAUGUCUAGGUAUGGAAGGAAGGUGGUUUAAUUAUAAUAUUCUUACCAAUCAGAGUGCUGUGGUCUAGAGCUCUUAAAGACGACCUUACAUACUAACGUUAGACCACUGCUCCCUAAUGUUCAUCAAUCAAUCACAUCGGCGCUUAGCAUAGGACACUAGGAAAUCAUCGCCACUUCAUACACAUGAUUAACUUAAGUUUGACAGACAGCAUGCGUUUUAUAUAGAUAUUGGUGAUUGGAUUAUAGAGGUACAUUAUCGUCUUGUGAUGUCUCAACGAUCGGUAACCAUAGUGAACUGGACUUGCACUACCGACGAAUAUGUUUCUAAAAAAGGCUAACAGUUAAUUAUCUAAUUAUUUACAGUGAAAUAAAAUUAUUUCAAAACAAAUUGACAUAUCAAAUGAUUCAUUGCUCCAGACGUAUAUAUAACGUGUCUCAUUUCAUCCAAGCAUUAAGACGAGUAAUUUAUAUUUUUUUCGUAAGAGUUUAAAACAAUACUGCUAGACACCGGUAUGUACAGUCCGACAUAUCGACGCUUCUACACGGGAUUAAUCGUGUUCCUACUUCUAACUGGGCCUUCUCUACAAUGUGGCCGGGUGGUCGGCAAAAGGAAAAGACCUGCAAAAAUGAUCCCCUUGGUUCACAAACAGGGUGUGCCGAAUUUGUCAGAAAACACUAUUGGAGCUAGUGGACUUAGCGAGGGUGUCAUAACACGAGAUGACCCGAAAUUUAAACAACUGGUUACCAACGAUAACCCGAACAUCAUAUUCAAGGACGAGGAGGGCAACGGAUCAGACAGAAUAAUGUCACAGAGAUGCAAGGACAAACUUAACACUUUGGCGGUGUCCGUGAUGAACACUUGGCCGAACGUGAAACUGCGCGUGACUGAAGCCUGGGAUGAAGAUGACCACCACGCUAAGAAUUCCCUCCAUUACGAGGGUCGAGCUGUAGAUAUCACCACCAGCGACAGGGACCGAACCAAAUAUGGACUGCUGGCCCGACUCGCUGUUGAAGCUGGAUUUGAUUGGGUGUAUUACGAAUCACGUGGCCACAUCCAUUGCUCAGUAAAAUCUGAAUCUUCCGCCGCAAUCAAGAUUGGAGGCUGUUUUACAGGCUCCGGAACUGUACAAACGCCAGAUAAAGGACGCGUUUUAAUUUCUGAGAUCAAAGUUGGAGACCAAGUUUUGACCAUGACGAAAGCUGGAACUCUUCAAUACAGUGACGUCAUCACAUUCCUGGACAGGGACGAACAGAGAACCGGUUUAUACUACACAUUGUUUACAAGCGACGAAAGAACGAUAACUCUCACUGAUAAACAUCUCAUUUACACCUCACAGUCAAACGAAACCACCUUUCAUUCUUUCCAGGCACGAUACGCUGAUACUGUUAAAAUAGGGCAAUACGUUUUAAUUGCCGAAAAGACAGAAGUAAUUAAACCAUCAAAAAUUAUUGACUUAAAAAUAGCUUUUCAAGAUGGUGUGUACGCGCCCUUGACGGCAGAGGGCAGCAUCGUCGUGGAUGACGUUGUGGCCUCGUGCUACGGUGUGAUCAAUAGUGAACUUAUUGCGCAUGCGGUGUUUGCACCAACGCGAAUGUUACAUACGAUUUCACAACACAUAUCAUUACCGUGGACUCAAACACAUUCUAACGGAACGCAUCGGCACCAGGAAGGUGUGAAUUGGUACGCCGAGUUCCUUUACACCAUUGGUAAAUACCUUUUAGACAGAGAUACGCUGUACCUCGUAUAGUUUGGUGUCAAAGCGUAACUUACUACCCGGAAAAUUGUACGUUUAACAGCGUGAUGGUACGCUGCUAAGCAGGAAAUGACUCGUACGCAUGCCAACGGUUCUCCAGCAAUAACUUGAGUACAUGGAGGUUGUGUUCGCUUGGUUUCAACCAAGAUACAUUUCCCUCGGACUGGCUACAAGAACUGACUUCAAGUAAUGACAAAAUUUAUCAUGAUUGCCAUCGCACCUGUUUCAUGGCGAAUUGGUGCAUUAAUUAUGAGGAUUGUUUGUCUUCUGAACACAAAGUUUGGCUAGUGACACAAGACAUUUAUUUUAUUCCCCAUGCAUGAAAUUCACUUUUCCUCAUUCUGACUAGAUGGGAAGGUGACUGUGUAUAUAAAGAUAUGUAUUAUGAGUAAUGUAUGUGUAACAAUGUGUUCUUGCGCUCAUGGAAAUUGAUUAAGAAGAUGCAAAAUGUCGUUCCUGUCUGCGUCCUUGGUUCGAUGCAAUCACUCCGAUUUAUCAAACAAUUGACUGGUUUGGUUUUCUGUGGCAUGUGUUUAACUGUAAAGAUCAGUAAUCGGGAGUUUUCAUAAACUGUGACUUUUUUAAAGUCAAAACUCAAAUGAAUGCUACAUCAAACCGAGGCUGUUUGUGUUAUACAAACACGUGUUAUUUUUUUUUUACUUCGUCGAGUAUCGUUGUCAAUAUAAUUGUCCUUUAAUUUAUUUCAUUGCCAGUAGAUAAAUUGUUUAUUUAAUAUUUGUUUGUCAUCCAUGAAAUGCAUACGACGUUUGUGACUUAAAUUAUUUUUCUAGUAUAUUAUGGUCUUUUAUAAGAACAAGGCUUUAAGACUUUGCUUAAUGUUUGUAUAUAAAAGUACAUUUUUUGUAUUGUGAUUUUAGAUGUGUCUAAUUGCAUUUUGUAUAAUGAAGUACUUGCUAUCUGUAAUAUGAACAACCUUAAUUGUGUUUCAUAUCACCUUGAGUUAUCAGUCAACUCAUUCAUAUCAUAUUUUAGGCAUGCACGUUGUAAUUUCACGGAAUCCUCGUUGCUGUAUUUGUAACGAUCAUUAUUCUGAGACAAACAUUAUCUGUAUAUUUUAUACAGUAUAUUUUCAUCUAAUGUUGGAGACGAUUGUAUUUUUGUCACUAAAUAACACCUGCACACCAUAUUGAAUUCGUCUAUUUGAUUACUAUUUCCCUAACGGAACCCUGUAAAUGUGUACUAUUCUUUCUCAUUCGCUCAGUUCUUGGCUUUAACCUCCUUAGUUUACCAUUUCCACAUUAUCUCUCUGAAAACUAACAUUCUCUCCUCUCGACCACGUAAAUCCAACGUUUACGCGCAGAUAUGAGAAACAGAAUCUUGAACUUCUAUGUACCAAAACCUACGUGGUCUGACCACUUUUAGUUGACAUGCUUAUUCAUUCGAUUCCUGAUUUUAGCAGUUGUAGCCAUGACUCGUGUAUUCAAAUGCAUUCCAUGCCAUUCCAAUACUUGAAGGCUAACAUUUCCCCCCUUUCUGUUGUUACGGCUGUGUAACACACCUAUAGACAUAGAUCGCCUUUCUGGUACCAUAUUAGGACAAAGCAAAAACUUUAAGAUUAUAUAUGUACAUUAUCUAACGUCAACUUGGUCUUUUUUAAUUCUUUUCAAUUCAUGCGCAUGCAUUCUACAUUCUCUCAAAAUUGACAAAAUAUGUGUUUUUCAUUCGUCCGUUUACAUUCUUACUCGACUCGUAUAUUCACAUAUUUGACUCAUUUCUAUUUAAUAUGAACUGCGACUGUUAGAAACCUUAUAACAUGUUGUUUGGUAGUUCACCGCGCAAUACUGGUACCAUGUUUAGUUAUACGUGUCCGUAAACGGAGUUGUGUUUAGUUACGGUAUACGCAUGCAAUUGCCAUCGAUUCCUUUGACGUCAUAGUGAUUGUAGCACCCCUCAUGAGUGACAUUUUAGAUCAUUUUAUGUGACAGACACGCAUACUGGCUUCAAGAUAUUGUAAGUAUUGCUUAAUAUUUGUUAUUUAGCUUUAAAAUGUUUUCGAAACAGAAAAUGAUGUUAAAUAAAUAAUGUUUUACGUAA
Messenger RNA from Pecten maximus, 4366 nucleotides. Its product is annotated as sonic hedgehog protein A-like. Gene Ontology annotation, molecular function: patched binding; calcium ion binding. The transcript has 5 exons. Gene Ontology annotation, biological process: smoothened signaling pathway; multicellular organism development; protein autoprocessing. NCBI's taxonomy places the organism in Eukaryota, Metazoa, Mollusca, Bivalvia, Pectinida, Pectinidae. The record is from RefSeq and is a predicted model, not a curated record. Bases 1070 to 2305 code for a protein of 411 amino acids.